Molecule: messenger RNA, 1886 nt
Organism: Elaeis guineensis (African oil palm)
Lineage: Eukaryota; Viridiplantae; Streptophyta; Magnoliopsida; Arecales; Arecaceae
Cellular component (GO): membrane
Source: RefSeq, a predicted model, not a curated record
CCACUCGAAGCAAGCGGAGGGAGGCGAGAGGAGAGCAGGAAUCAUUUUUGAGGGAACUUCUAGUCUUCUACGGCGAUUCCACCGCCAGAAAGGCAUGCGGCGGGAAAAAGAAAUAAACCACCACCUCCUCCUCUUCUAAAUAGAUAGGCCCAUCGCUCGCCUCUUCUCUCUCCUUCUCUCUCGUUAGAAACCAAGUACCGGUGGGGAACGGAGCGGAGCUUCUUGAACAAGAGUCGCCGCUGCAGACGGAUCGGGAACCGGCAGAGCAAGUAGGGUAGUGGCACCGCACCUUGGACUCGGGGGAGUGAAAAUCCGAACACGUACACUUCAUGACAAAAGAAGCAAUGGACGAACCCGGCAUAAGCAGCAGGGAGAGGUACACUCGGUUCAUGGAGAACUCGUGCUGCACCCACUUCUCUCUCGGGCCCAACCCCUUCAUGGCCCGCUACGUCUACGCCAUCCUCUUUCUCCUUGCCAGCCUCCUGGCAUGGGCGAUCCGAGAUUACGGCCGCUCUGCCAUCUCCGAGUUCCGGCGUACGAACCACGCCCAAUUCGGUCCUUUUUUCUGCACUGGACGGUGUAUUAGGAUUUCCCAGUCACUUUUCUUGGAUUUUAAUCUAUAUGCAGGAUUAAAAAGCUGCCAUGGUGCUCGUUACUGCUUGGGUGCAGAAGGUGUGCUCCGCAUUAGCUUUGGCUGCUUCUCAUUCUUCUUUGUUAUGUUCCUCUCGACAGCGGGCACGAAGAAGUUAGAUGAUCCUCGGAACUCAUGGCACUCAGAGUGGUGGCCUGUCAAGAUCAUCAUGUGGAUGGGUUUCAUGGCGGUGCCAUUCUUUAUACCUACCGCAUUUAUCCAGCUCUACGGGAAGAUUGCACACCUUGGUGCUGGGGCAUUUCUUCUGAUUCAACUAGUCAGCGUGAUCAAUUUCAUUACAUGGUUGAACGACCAUUGCCGUUCCGAGAAAAAUGUAAAGAGAUGCCGCAUUCAAGUGCUGAUACUCUCCAUUGCUGCAUAUGUUGCUUCCAUUUUGGGGAUUGUCUUGAUGUAUGUAUGGUAUACACCAAAGUCAACUUAUAGGCUUAACAUCCUCUUUAUCACUUUGACCCUAGUGCUUCUACAAUUCAUGACCUUUGUCUCAUUGCAUUCUAAGGUGAAAGAAGGAUUCCUGUCACCUGGGCUGAUGGGAAUAUAUGUUGUGUUUCUUUGCUGGAGUGCAAUCAGGAGUGAGCCACAGACUGAGAAUUGGAACCAAAAAGCAGAAGCAAGUGCAGACUGGCUUACAAUCGUGAGCUUUGUUAUUGCUGUACUUGUCAUGGUCAUGGCAACAUUUUCAACAGGAAUAGAUUCCAAAUGCUUUCAGUUCAAGAAGUCUGAAGCAGAAUCAGAAGAUGACAUUCCAUAUGGGUAUGGAUUUUUCCACAUUGUUUUUGCCAUGGGGGGGAUGUACUUUGCGAUGUUAUUCAUUGGUUGGAGUGAACAUAAAACCAUGCAAAAAUGGACAAUAGAUGUUGGAUGGGCCAGUACUUGGGUCAGAAUUGUGAAUGAGUGGCUAGCAACACUAGUUUACGACUCUGCUUGCUGGUGGUUGAUGACUCCAUUGUGAUAUUAAGCGUAUCUCUGCUCAACAAGUCAGUAUGCUAUUGGCUCUUCAAAUAAAAGUGAUUAACAGCCAAGCAUAGCUUGGAUUUUGUUAGGUUCCACUGCGGUCUGUACAGUGGAAAUUUAGUUUGCUCUCCGAACUUCUCAGCCAUACAUGGUGGAUCGAUUUGGAAGUACCGUCAGCAAAGCAACAAAGUCACAAUCUCAAACUAAGUUUCCUUCUGCAGCGGACCUAAAUUACAUUCCGAGAACUAUAGUGCUAUUUUAUUGAUUCCUCCGAAAGUUAGAA